This is a messenger RNA of Oryzias melastigma (Indian medaka), 1148 nucleotides long. RefSeq names its product coiled-coil domain containing 96 (gene cfap184). Gene Ontology annotation, biological process: cilium assembly. NCBI's taxonomy places the organism in Eukaryota, Metazoa, Chordata, Actinopteri, Beloniformes, Adrianichthyidae. Gene Ontology annotation, cellular component: axoneme; ciliary basal body. The transcript has 3 exons. Bases 41 to 1135 code for a protein of 364 amino acids. The record is from RefSeq and is a predicted model, not a curated record.
ACCCCAGAAAGCUGUUACUGUAGAUUAGUUUUUAAACCAAAUGGAUGAAAAGAAAAAUAUAGUGAAAGAAGACAAAGAGCUGAUGAGCAGGAAGGUCACGGAGGAGGAGGGUGGAGGUCACUCUGAUGUGGUCAAAGCAUCUGAUGACAGCAGCAGGACGGAGAACAGAGAGUCCAGGUUCAGUCCUGCUGCUGGGAAGGAGGAGGCCGGGCCAGAGCAGCUCCUCCAGGAGCUGGAGAAGGAGAAACAGGACCUCUCCCAGAGGAGCAGACAGCUGCAGGGGAAGCUGGCCGGACACUGCACCGCCGGACGAGCAAACAUCCAGCUGAGGAGGACCGUGGACCUGGAUGAGGACCAGUACGAGUAUGAGGUCUGCGUCCGGACCCUGACCGACCUGAAGCAGCAGAUCAGGGCCUACACAGAGUCCGCCCAGGCGCAGGCGGAGGAGCUGCACUCACAGCUUCAGGAGAAGCUGGAGAAGGUGGAAACUGAGCAGCAGGAGUUGGACGCUCUGAGGCGCUCGGCGGUGGCGGUGCUGAGCCCCCAUCUGGGAGCAGAAGCAGCUCAGGACAGGGUGGAGGCUGGCCUGAGAGCAGACAAACUGGGACAGGACAGCCUGACCAAAGUGCGUCUGGAGCACUUUAAGCUGGUGUUGAGGAUCUGCAGGCUGGAGGCGGAGCUCACCGAGGAGGAGGAGGUCGACAUGGAGGUCCAGAAGCAGCUGAAGGCUGAGCGGCGGCGGCAGAAGGAACUCUCUGAAAGACAAGUGGAAGAGUUGAUCUGCCUGAUAAAGAAGCAUGAAAGAGUCUCCAAGGUUCUGCCAAAGCUGAAGGAGAAGCUCCGUCAGACUCAGCUGGAGGUCCAGAACAAGCGGCAGCAGGUGGUGGAGGUGGAGGCCGCCGUGGCCGAGAAGAAGGACCUCCUGAUCCGAACCAAACAGGCGCGUGACAGCCUGCAGAGAGACAACCUGAGGAGGGAGGAGAGCAGAGGAAUUCUGGGAAAUAGAGUCCUGCUGCAGGACUUUGAGGACACACUGGAAGCUGUAGAGCAGCUGGAGAAACAACUGGAGACUCUGAAGUUGCAGCGAGCUGAGAUCAUCUCCUGCUGUGACAACAUGAGAAACCUGAUUGAAUAAAUUAGUAGCAGAA